AUGUGCCACACAAGCUGCUCUACUGGCUGCCAGCCAAGCUGCUCCGUGCCCCUCCCCUGCCAGUCUGCCUGCUGUGUGUCCAGCCCCUGCCAGUCCACCUGCUGUGUGCCCAACCCCUGCCAGUCUGCCUGCUGUGUGUCCAGCCCCUGCCAGUCCACCUGCUGUGGGUCUAGCCCCUGCCAGUCUGCCUGCUGUGUGUCCAGCCCCUGCCAGUCCACCUGCUGUGUGCCCAACCCCUGCCAGUCUGCCUGCUGUGUGUCCAGCCCCUGCCAGUCCACCUGCUGUGGGUCUAGCCCCUGCCAGUCUGCCUGCUGUGUGCCUGUCUGCUGCAAACCCACUGUAUAUGUCCCUGUGUGCUGCAAGCCUGUGGCCUGUGGAAUCCCGUCCUGCCAGGCCUCCUGCUGCCAGCCAGCCUCCUGCACCUCCCUGCUCUGUGCACCUUCCUGUGACCCCUCCUGCUGCUGA
Messenger RNA from Dromiciops gliroides (monito del monte), 465 nucleotides. Its product is annotated as keratin-associated protein 10-5-like. The transcript is spliced from 2 exons. The record is from RefSeq and is a predicted model, not a curated record. Gene Ontology annotation, cellular component: keratin filament. The coding region runs from base 1 to 465 and encodes 154 amino acids. Lineage: Eukaryota; Metazoa; Chordata; Mammalia; Microbiotheria; Microbiotheriidae.